ACAUCAAUGCAACCCAACAUUGCAUUAGGGUCAACGAACUUUCACACUGAAUUAAGAUGGCGACCUCCAUGCUUGUGAAAUGAUGUGAUGUGCACUCGAUGUUUUACAGUCUAAUUCUGAUCUUUAAAGCGUGAUGACGAGAAAAGAGUGCUACUAGGGUUUAUAUAAUGUUAUUUAGAGCCACAACUAAAGACAUAUUCAGAGAACAUUGUAUUAUUGUAUCAUCAGUCCGAGUUCUCACCGGCAGGUUUGCAAAACAUCAUCCUCGGUCCCACGUGCGACAUCUGGUGUUGGCUUCCAAAGGAAAAGUUGACAUUGCCGUUGGACACUGCAGGCCUAACGUUAAUUUAUUUCCAAUUAAUUGUUUCGGCCUGGCCGUGGUGAGAAAUAUCGUUCAUCAGCAUUACAACAUGCCAAAGAGAAAAAGAAAGUAUUCAAACCAUCCACAGAAGAUCCCCAAAUUUGCACAUGAGCGGCAGUUUGUGGAUGUUGAGUACUACUUUGAAAAUGGAUUGAGAAAGAUCAAACCGUAUGUUUAUAAGUUUGAAUGUUAUGCAAAAGGAAGGUGGUUUGGCAGCAAACUUUUGGAUGUCUUCAAAAAAGAGUUUAGAUUAGAGUCUGCUGAAUACUAUGAAACGGCGAUCCGUGAGGGACUGAUCAGAGUAAACAAAGCCAAGGCAUCACCCGAUCGUAUCCUGAAAAACAAUGAUUUCAUGCAGUCCAAGGUCCAUAGACAUGAACCACCAGUAUCAGGAGAACCAAUCCAAGUUAUAGCAGAGACACAAGAAUAUCUUGUCAUCAAUAAACCAUCCUCUAUACCGGUUCAUCCUUGUGGAAAAUACAGACAUAAUACCAUAGUCUUCAUCCUGGGAAAAGAUUAUGGAUUUAAAGGCCUUCAUACAAUUCAUCGUUUGGAUAGACUAACAUCAGGAAUCCUUCUUUUUGCAAGAACGUUGGAGGUUUCCCAUCGCCUAGAUGCUUAUGUCAGAGAUAGGGAGCUAGAAAAGACUUAUGUUUGUAAAACCCAGGGAGAGUUUCCAAGUACUCCUGUUGUGUGCGAAGAACCAAUCUUUAUUGUAUCUCACAAGAUUGGUGUUUGUAGAGUGAAGGAGGAUGGCAAACCUUGUAAGACUACCUUUGAAAGACUCAGCUAUGAUGGUGAAACAAGUAUUGUCAAAUGUUAUCCUCACACUGGUCGAAUGCAUCAGAUCCGUGUUCAUCUACAGUACCUAGGUUUUCCAAUCGUUAACGACCCUCUUUAUAAUAACACUGUUUGGGGUCAGUGUAAAGGUAAAGGAGGAAACAAGAAGCUCACUGAUGAAGAGCUCCUGCAGGACUUAAUAGAACAGCAUGAUAUAGAGAUAGACUCGGCAUUAGAGAAGGCACGACUACAGACACUCAUCAACAAACCCAAGAGUCCCACACACUCCAUCUCUCAGGGAUCAAAGGAAUCAAGUAAGGGUGCUGUCAAGGAUGCUAUCAAGGAUUCAAUAGAUGAUGAGACAUCUGAUAUUCCCAGACUACAGACACUCAUCAACAAACCCAAGAGUCCCACACACACCAUCUCUCAGGGAUCACAGGAAUCAAGUAAGGACACUCUCAAGGAUGUUAUCAAGGAUUCAAUAGAUGAUGAGACUUCUGAUAUUCCAAGCUCAAAGGACUCGGAGGAACCUUGUCAACCAGAACAAUUAACAAAUUCAACUACUGAUGAACAGGAGAAUGCCAUAGGAAAGCAAAACAAUAGCCAUCAAGAAUGUUCUCAAUUGGAUGCCUCUCCAGCAAGUAUAAGUGCCAAUAAUGAACUUACAUGUCUCAAUGAUGUGGAUGAUAUGGGCAAGGAUGGGAAUGAUCUACAACCUCCUGUUGUUUUAGAUGCGGGUAAGGGCAUCGUCAAGGGCAAUGAAGAAAUGGUGGAGCCUUGUGACAGGAUUAGGACUAGUAAUGAUGAAGAAUGCAAGAACAGGUCUUCUGAUCCUGUACAGGACAUCGAUGAUGAUACUGGGACGGAAGCCAAAGAUGUUGAUAGUAAAGAUAAGAGGACGUCUGAUUUGAAAGUCGAGGAUGACUGUGAUGAAGAGAGGUUGAUUGAUGAGAAGACUGACAAACUUGCCGUUUCUCUCUGCCGGGAAUGUCGCAAUCCAAUGCCUGAUCCUGAACCCAAUGAGAUGUGUAUCUACUUACAUGCUCUCACUUACAAAGGACCAGAUUUUGAGUUCAGUGCACCUAUGCCAGCUUGGGCUCAAGAACACUUUGAAAGGACAGGCACCAAGUACUCAUAGCAACAAGAUUCUUGGACACUCAAGAAUCAAUAAGUCAUCAUGGAAACCUCCUUAUAAAUGUUUCGAAACUGACAUCAACUUUAAUCCUCAUCAAAAGUUAUUCCCGACAAUCUUCACCCUAGCAAAUUGUCUUCUGAGAAUUCAAGAUUGGAGUGGUAGUCAUCUAAGAGAACCCCUUUGCACAGCUUUUAACCUGGGGAUCAUGACCACCAUUUUGAUUAUUGUAAUAAGCUAAUUUUUACCACUUGCACGAUGUAAUAAUGUGGAGUCUUUUAAGAACAGUCCUUAGGGGUGCAAAAAUAGCUGUCACAUUAUGAAACCUUUUUUAUUUUUAAGUUGAAAAAACAACAUGAAACGGUGAUGAAAUGUUGCCUUUCCAGUAUUAGCAGGUAUAUUAAGUUUUCCAAUUUGGGUGUUUCACUAACGCUACCAACGUUCAUUAUCACGAGUGUCUUGUGGGUUGACAAGUUUUUCCUAAGAUAGCAUGGUAUGAUUAUGAGAAUUGACGAAUUGAAGGAAUAUGUUGCUAAACAACAAAUUUACAGCAGAAGGGAAGAAUAAGGGUUGUAUUAAGUGAGAUCCCAAGAGGAAACUAGUGUUUUUAAUACCAUAUUUAAUUACUUUGAAAGAGAAACACUAUGCAUAAUGUGACUAUAAAACUGUUAUCUAUUAAUCUAUCAGGAUGAAGGUGAAGGAGUGAGGUCACAAUAAGGGCAUAAUACGCAUGCAUGAAUUAUGAAAAAACUUGGAAUUUGAAUAUUGUUAGUAACCAAAAUAUCAGUUUGUCUGUUAAUAAAGUCAAAAUAUCAAGUGCCAACUACAUAACUAUGGCAUUUUGAUACUGAAUAAUAAGCAUUUGUUUUGAAGUAAUUGGUAUUUCAUGUCUAGUUUUUUGCAAGGAUAAAGAAAACCUUUAUAAACGUCACAAAAAAGAUAAAAAUAUAGAAUGAAUAUUGAUGGAAUGCCAUGCCUCAUCUGCUAAGUUUACUAUAAAGCAAUUAUGGUAGGAGAGGGGGGUCCUUUUCAAUGUUUUUCCUACCGGUACUUCAAUAUACCUCUUCAAAUUAUAUGUUUACACAGAGAGGAGUUUGAUCUGUUGGCGAAUAAAAAUGUGAUUUAAAUAUUGAGUAAACGUUCAAUUUGUCGAGUAUAAAUAUAUAGCAAAAAUAAAAUUAAUGCUUUGGGUAUUAUUUCAUUAAGAUGUUCAUAUAUUUAUAAAUGGUUUGAAUAUUAAAAACAAAAUAUGGGCCUAUUUUUUGUCCUUACAUUUCAACAAAUUUUGACAGCUUUCCUGAUAAUCUCAUCUAUAAAUAACAAAUAACAAUGUACCCAAAAUUUAUCAGAGCACCAUAUUUCAACUGUGCCGAAUCUGAUUGAAAAUGACUGAGGUCAACUUUGCUUGACAUGAUAUACCAGCAGCUUUAUAUAACAACUCCCAGGUUAUGCAAAAAGCCAGGAAUUGACCAUCUGGCUCAGUUUCCUUAAUGACUAUUUUUGAUAAUUUUACAAAUUGGACAGAAAGUGGGAUAGAGAUCUGGUUCACAUUGAGAGACAUUGCAGGACAGGUGUGUUCUUCACUCCUGUUUCUUAUCUAACUUGCCAUGAUAAUCAACAUCAGAAAUGAAAGAUUAGUUAUAAAAGCCUGAUAAGCAUCUAGAACGAGCCAUUUAAGGGUGGCAUCCCAUUCACGAUGAUAUGCAUCCCUGCUCUACAGGAGGAAAAAAUUACGCGUAGACGUCAUAUUUACAUUACAAAUUUUAAUUGUGCCUCUCAAAAGGGGGGGGGGGGCACAGGCCGGCUGUGCCCCCCUGGAUUCGCCAGUGCCUGUAUUAAUAUUACUCUACAAAUGCACUCCUCCCCUGGGCAGAAUGUAUGUUCAAAACUCAUGCUAGAAAUACAGAGAUGAUAGGAAGAAUUCUCUUCAAAACAUUUUCAUUUAUAAAAUAACACCUUUUUGUGUGCAAAAGCACCCAUUUCUAGAUGAUUUUUCUCUUUUACUAUCUAUUUUAAAAGGCAUGCCUGUCAAGGCAAGCUAUUAUGUUAAUGUCAGUGAUAUUAAUGUGUGCAUGUAUGUAUCAUGCCGAGUUAAACCAAAAUGGUUGAUCGCUUCGCCUACAUCAAGGCUAAUAUUUUCAUGCAUUAUCAUUGUACAGAAACACUUGCAAGAUGAAAUAAAGACUUCAUAAGCCACAA
This is a messenger RNA of Lytechinus pictus (painted urchin), 4472 nucleotides long. RefSeq names its product pseudouridylate synthase RPUSD2-like. Gene Ontology annotation, biological process: enzyme-directed rRNA pseudouridine synthesis. Gene Ontology annotation, molecular function: pseudouridine synthase activity; RNA binding. The record is from RefSeq and is a predicted model, not a curated record. The transcript has 11 exons. Bases 168 to 2279 code for a protein of 703 amino acids. NCBI's taxonomy places the organism in Eukaryota, Metazoa, Echinodermata, Echinoidea, Temnopleuroida, Toxopneustidae.